AUGCCCAGAGUGUGUGUAAACCAUCCUGAUAACUUUUGUUACAUUUGCGGUCAACUUACUAUUAAAAGUCAACGUCGUAAUUUGACACCAUUAGUUAAAAACUGUUAUUUUAAUUAUUUUGGCUUUCCGGUGCGAAAUUUGGACAAAACCUGGACUCCUAGUGUUUGUUGUGCACAAUGUGUUAGUUUAUUAACAUCAUGGGCUAAAGGAUCUCGUCAUAUGCCGUUUGCAGUUCCAAUGA
Messenger RNA from Diatraea saccharalis (sugarcane borer), 241 nucleotides. NCBI's taxonomy places the organism in Eukaryota, Metazoa, Arthropoda, Insecta, Lepidoptera, Crambidae. The record is from the annotation of a GenBank genome assembly.